AUGUUCCUCAGUGAUGCUUGGCGCUGCAGGAAGCUUCAAGACCUGCCACCCGGCGACCCACCCUCUUCCCCCAUGCUGCCCAUCUCACAAUCUGACAAGUUGGAGAAAAAGCCCAAGCCCAAGCGUCAAUGUUACCUUUAUGAGCAGGAAAUCUCGCUGAUGCUACGCGAAGCCAAUAUGCUGUACAUUGGGACAGGCUUGAUGGGAUUUGCUUACGAGUACAUCCGUUCGAUCCAGGCCGAGAAGUGCAAUCCCCCAAAAGAGUGUUACAUGGAUGUAAACAGCUUUCACUUCGUACACAGCAUGCUAUCCGACCCAAGGGAUAAGACAGGACCGGUGUUCCUUCUCGAGGAGGAGAUUGUUGGCGGGUUCGUCAGUGGCGGUAAAGUGGGAAGCGUACCGCAAAUUCUAGCACACAUCUCAGCCCCAAAUAAGUCCAAAAUCACUUUCGUCACUUUCGGCUACAGGUGGAGUGGCAGCGGCGAGCUGACGGUGAAACAGUGCUGGGAGGUGACCAGCUGGAGGUUUUUAUGGUAUCCAAAUUCACCACAAAUCUUAGAAUAA
This is a messenger RNA of Stereum hirsutum FP-91666 SS1, 564 nucleotides long. RefSeq lists its product as uncharacterized. The coding region runs from base 1 to 564 and encodes 187 amino acids. NCBI's taxonomy places the organism in Eukaryota, Fungi, Basidiomycota, Agaricomycetes, Russulales, Stereaceae. The transcript has 3 exons. The record is from RefSeq and is a predicted model, not a curated record.